This is a messenger RNA of Stomoxys calcitrans (stable fly), 16283 nucleotides long. It is a transcript of the gene hiw, whose product is annotated as E3 ubiquitin-protein ligase highwire. The coding region runs from base 196 to 15795 and encodes 5199 amino acids. Gene Ontology annotation, cellular component: nucleus. The transcript has 27 exons. Lineage: Eukaryota; Metazoa; Arthropoda; Insecta; Diptera; Muscidae. The record is from RefSeq and is a predicted model, not a curated record.
UCAAUAAAAGCGGAUCGCUUUGCGUUAUAGAAAAAUUAUAAUUAAAUAAAUAAAAACAUAUAUAAAGUUUGUGCGAAAAAUGGAUAAUAUCCAUAGCAUUUAGUGGAAUUAAAUAAAAUAAAAAUUGUUGAAAUCAAUGAAAAUUAGAAUACGUAUAAAGAAAAAAGUGGGUGUUAACCAUAAGCCGAUCUAAAGAUGGUCGGAUUACUUAAUCCCAUAAAAUAUGGUGGAAAUUUUUACGAUUUAUAUACUUUAACUACAAGAAGGAAAGUUCAAAAUGAACGAAAACAAGGCAAACGUAAAAACAAGGAUAAGAAAUCGCCAAUAGCUAUUUUGGAUGGAAAUCCUGAGCUGCGUGUGCUUAAUCCUUUGGAUCCACCAUUAAUUAAGGAACAACUUCUAUUGUGUCCAGCAUUUCCAGUGGCACACAUCGAACUGCAAUCGAAUGCCUCCCAAUUUGCAGUAUUUUCUGCCAUACGUUCCACCGUUCUGGAAGCAGAAACUAGGCGUUUAUUAUUCUACGAGCUAAGCGGUAAUGUAAGACAUUUACCCAACAUCAAUUCAACAUGUUGCCUCCUUUGUGGCUCCUGUUUGGCCAGCAAUCAGUCUAUAGAGUGUUCUUGCCAUACUCUAAAUGCACUGCAACAAGUUGGAGGUGCCAAUGGGGCUGGAGUUGUGGCCCCAGCACCAGGUGGUGUGGGAGGUGGCAAACGUUCGCGCCAAGACUCUGCCAACAGUGAUGUGGAAUCGGACUCUGAGGAGUGCAUUGAGAAGGAGACUAAAAUUGUCUCUGUUCCACUGAUUGUGGGUGCGGGUUUACGCAGUCUCUUUGAAUUGAUUUCAGAGGCACGUCAUAUUCAACCAAUGCUUUGCUCGAAGGCUUUAAAAGCCUUGCUCGAUGUUAUUCAAGGCCAACAGCCGGAGUCAUUUAAGCAUGAACCCGAGGAACUUAUAAAUCCUUUGUAUGAUUUAUUGCUGGAUUUGGCCACCAUGAGCACGGGCACCACCACAGAGAGUAGUGCUGGUGUGGCCGGCAAUGAAGGUGAUUGGUCUGCAGUGGCCUGUUCAGCUUUGGUGGGCCUGUGUAUUGCCCGAGGAGAUACUGGAAAAAUGUUGAAAGCUAUAGCGGCUCUUAUUAUGUCACCAAGGCACUUGUCGAUUCAGCGCAUUCAAAUGCCCGCAGUCUUGGGAAUGUUACAGCGUACAGUGAUAAGCGCUGCCUUGGCCAAGCCCACAUGUCCGGAGUUUUAUACAAAGGGUGUGCCGGUUAAUUCAUUGGUGGAUGAGUUCAACAUCAAGGCUCCCUUUGGAGGCUUUACGGAACCAGCUUUGGCUUCGGAUGGCACAUAUUUAUAUUUGCUGUUGGGUGGUGCCCUUCUUAAGAUUGGAACUGGCUACAAUGGGUCCUAUAAAGGACACAUUUAUAUGCAGAAUGAUGAGUUUACCAAAGAGAAAACCGGUUGGUUGGGCUACAGCAAUGGUCAACUCUACUAUCGUAGGAAUUCAAAACGAAAUGCCGAUCAUUUGCAUUUGGUCAAUACCGAAUUGCUGACCAUAAAGAGCAUGAAUCCUGUCAAUAUGCUACCCAUAAGGGAGGGUUUCAACUACACCCUUUUCACCGAUGAGGAUUCCCUCAAUGCCAUAUGCACCAAUAGAGAUGAUUCCUUGGUGGUGCGCCGCUUGAAUAUAGGCCAUCAAAAUCGCACUGCUGAUCGCGACAAUAGCCUGCCGGUGGAAUUGCCUUUGCAGUUGUCCCGUAAGCGCUUCCGCAUCUUGGGGUAUGCCACUUUUGAGGAGGAAGUAUUGAAUCAAAACCAAAUCUUGAAAAUUCAAGCAUCCUAUAACAUCUUUGAGCCCAAGAUACCCAAUGAUGUGGACCUGCAGGAGAUUGUUUGCGGCAAGGAGUUUGGUUUGGUGUGUGCCAAUGGCAAAGUCUACUACUAUGGCAAAUCGAGUUCCUUAGGUUUGAAAUCCGUGGGUCGAACACCUAUUAUGAAGCUCACCGAAUUGAUUAUCUCGAAGAUAUCACGAAUUAUCCACAUUGCUGUGGGCCAUGAUGGUAUCCAUGCACUGCUGGUGAAUGAUGAUGGUACUGUGUAUUUUGCUGGCACAGCUCGUCGCGGUGAGGAUGGCGACAUCUCGAAGAAUAGACGUCAACCCAAGGCGGUCAAACCAAAGAAAAUGACCAAGAUUGAGGGUCAUGUUAUUGUGCAAGCUGCCUGUAAUAAUGGAACAUCGGCCUUUGUUACCAAAACUGGAAAGCUGAUCAUGUUUGGCAAGGACACCGUGCACUGCGAUUCCCAGGGCUUUGUCAGCGAUUUCUCUGACCAGCAUAUUCAGAAAGUGAGUUUGGGCAAAGCCCACUGUGUGGCUCUCAAUGCCAAGGGUCAAGUAUUUACGUUUGGCUUGAAUAACAAGGGCCAGUGUGGCCAUGUCUACAACAAAUCGAAGGAAAACAGCAGUUCGCCCUCGGUAAACGUUGAUGGCUCGGCCAAUGGAGGUGGUAAAUCGCAAAGUCUAAAGAAAUUGAAAUUCGAUUUUUCCAAUUUGUGUGACUACGACGAUCACAGCGUGGUUCAGGGCCAGUGUAGGGUGUGUGUGGUUUGUAGGGAAUGCACCGGUUACAAUGUGUCCUGCGUAUCCUCCUUGAAUGUGCCACUGGAGGAAAGAGUGGGAGGAGCUAUAUGUGCCUGUGGCCAUGGUGAUGCUGGCUGUUCCAAAUGUGGCCUUUGCGCCACUUGUAUUGCGGUGCAGGAAGCUGAAAAUGGUUGGUAUUUUAAAUGCUUUUUAAAAAUUGAGUACUUUUUCACAACUUCUUAUAAAGUUUCAGACACCAAGGACUCGAAUAAACAACUCAACCGUCAACGCUCCAAGAGUCUUAUUAUGCGUCGCAAGGAUAAGAAGUCCAUUGAUGAUACUAGCAGUCAUGCCGAAGAAAAUCCACCUCGUGUGGCCCCCUUGGCUCCUCAGCUUUUGCAGAUGCCUUCCACAUCUCCUGUGGUUCAAGUAUCCUGUGGCCUCCAUCAUACCGUCCUCUUAACACUCUCUGGAGAAGUUUACGCCUUUGGCAGUAAUCAAUUCGGGCAAUUGGGUACUGGUGACAUGCAACCAGUUAGCGGACCAGUGCGUGUUAAUGUUCCUGGCAAUGUUUGCCAGGUGGCUGCUGGUAGCAAUCACACUGUACUCUUGACCUAUAAGGGUCUGGUUUAUACCUUCGGCAACUUCCAAAAAGGCCAGCUAGGUCGUUUACCCCAUGACUUUCAACAGAAGGGCUCGAAUUCUCGCGGUGAUGGUGAGAAAGCCAGUAGUGCUGCCCAAUUUCGCGAGGCUUUGGUUAAUAGUGAAUCGCUGCCGGAAAAGGCCACGGUGGCUCAACUUAUAUCACAAAGGCAAAAGAUUUUGUGGCAUUGCACUCCAGGAGUGGUAUUUGGUAUAGGUCCUAGUUUUGGCAAAAAGGCUACCUGGAUAGGAGCAAGCGGUGACCAGACAUUUAUUAAAUUGGAUGAAUCCUUAAUAACCACACAGAUGCUGCCAAAAAUGAAUGUGGCUGCCAAUAAGAAAACAAUACUAAUGAUACCCACAAUACCCUUGACAUUUAGUGCAAUUUCCAUAAAUCGUCGCGAUGGCAAUUGUACAGCUCAUUACUACAAUCAAGUGGACUUUGCUAAAAUGGAACAUUCGAAUAAGCCCAAGGUGGUGCCCGAAGUCAAUCAAAAUGUAGAUCAGAACACUAUGGUGCAACUGGGUCCCAGCUCCUCCAAUGCCAUUAAUGAGCAAAUGUCCCGAAGUAUGCAUGAGGCAAGAAAUCAAAUGUUCGACUUGCAAGACAAUCACAUGCAUAACCCCUCGUCUAGUAUACAGCGUAAGGAGCGAAAUCGCGAAUAUGCCAAGGGGUCUUUAAAGAGCCCAUCUUCGCCCAAGGCGGCGGCCUCUUCGUCAACGGCUGCAAUAAAUGAUAAAACCUAUACAAAAUUAGCAUUUGCCAUGGAUCCCAUGUACAAUAUUUUGUGGGUUUACGAUUGCAAUCAAAAGAAGGUGCUCAGCUAUAACGUGCUGGCCAGUGAGAUACAACAGAGUGGAAUGAACUCCUCGAACUAUAGGGCUUUGUUAACACCUGAGUUAUCAUUGCCAAAUAAAUUGGAUUCGAAAAUAUCUCGCUUGCAUGCCUCACUCAAUUUAUUGGCCUGUUUGGAUGUGCUGACAUCGGCUCAGGAUUUCAUACCUGCUUGUUUCGAAGACAUUUCUCCCAAGGAGGAUAAUCAAAGCAAAGAGCAAAAGGACAAUCAGUAUCAGAUAUGCAAUCGUUUUGACAACUUUGGAGGAGGUUGGGGCUAUUCAGGACAUAGUGUGGAGGCUAUACGAUUUUCGGCUGAUACCGAUGUAAUGAUUUAUGGCUUUGGCAUGUUCGGCGGCCGUGGCGAAUAUUCUUGUAAACUUAAGCUUUACGACAUGGGCUGCGACGGUGGCGGCUAUGAGAAGGAGGGUACAUUGAUAAGUGAAACCAAAGAAAUUCCCUUUGAAUGCCCUGCUCGCAGUAAAUACCAUAUUCUGUUACCCAAGGCGGUGAGUAUCACCGCAGGACGCUGGUAUUUGGUAUGGGCCCGCAUUGCAGGCCCUUCCUCAGAUUGUGGCUCAUGUGGCCAGGCAACAGUGACAACCGAAGAUCAAGUUGUCUUCACUUUUAAAUCUUCGAAGAAAGCCAACAAUGGAACCGAUGUUAAUUCUGGUCAGAUUCCAGCCAUAUUAUAUCGACUUAUCACCCAAGAAUCUAAACAGCCUCCGGCACCAGUCGAUAUAGAUCCAGUGAAACGGGUUACCAAAGAAUUUGCCAACAGCGUUACCAAAGAAUGCUUCGAGAGUUUGGUCUUAAUGCUAAACUGGUCCUGGGAGGCGUUCAAAGGCUAUCUAAGGGAGCAGCGUGAUAUGUCCCAUCAAUUGCAGGUCAAGCAAUCUCUGGAAUAUUUGAUACAUGUCAAUAAGUCCUGCUUACGCCUACUGCGAAAGUAUACAAAUGAAAUUUAUCCUCAGUAUGGAACAUCAGAUGAAAUAGCCGAAUACAUUUCAACAGCCUCGACUCACAAGACUAUGGGCAAUAGAACGGAAAAGGAUGUUACGAAAUUUACAAAACCCUCCAACAGUCUGUUGACAAAAUAUUUCAAUGACAACAUUGGCGGUGCAGGCGGCGGAGUAUCUGGGUCUGGCGUAGGCAAUCAAUCACCCAUGAAGAAAUCCAACAUGGAGAAUAUACAACUGGCCGAAUGCAUUGGCAAUGUUAGGGCCAUGUUGAUAGGUAUCUUCUGUGAUGACAUCUUCCAGGACAUUAGCAGCGAUGAGGCCCUAUCCAUGGCCUUGGAGAUAUUGGAUGAAUGCCAUAUAAGUUUUGUGGCUUGUUUUGGGGUUUUCUAUCCCACAUCUACUUUGAAAUGGAAUUGUUUGUGUGACUUACUAUCGGAGAUGGAUAAGCAAGGAACUUUGCAUUCCCGUUUGCUGAGUGCCAUAUUGGCUGGGCUUUGUUCGCCAACGGUUAAAUUAAGAUCAACCUUUGCUUUGCUUAACCAUGGCAAUGAUCGGCAUUCAAUUGUCAGUCCCAGUGAUAAUUCUGGACUACCCAUGCUUUCCUCAACCGAUUCACAUCAAUAUCCCAUAUUAGUGGAGCAGAUGAUCUAUCGCACGCAACAGGAGAAACGUGAUUUUCUAAGUAAUUCCUGGACUUUUAAGGAUGUGUUAAUGCGUCUUCUGGAUAUUAUUGCUAAUCCCAUAAGGGAUCGUUUGGAGAACAUCUACAAUAGGAGUGUGCCUUACACAUAUUCAAGCAGUAGUUAUUGUAGUAAGGACUUCAAUCAGGGUCUAAUUGACAACUGUUGUCAUUUGUUGGCAAGAGUGUUGGCGGAGAUAGUUUAUCAAACGGCCAUAGGAGACUAUGACAAAAUGUUUGUGCCUCCGCGUACUCUGCACUCGUCUGGUUCAAGAUUUGCUCGUUGUGAUCAGAGCCGCACUUGGAAUACCGGUAGCUUUGGUCCCGAUGCAAUUGCCUUCUCAGUAGAUCGUAGUGGCAUAGCAGUGGCCGGUUGUAUGGUAUACACCGGAUCCGGAAGUUAUGAAUAUCAAUUGGAAUUGUUAUGUGAUACUUCGGGGGAUUUGCAGCAACAACAGCCAUUGCAGCAACAGCAGCAUAAAUGGGAAACUCUGGAAUCAGUGUCGGGGACCUAUGAUCAGACUGUGGUACAAAACGAUAUGGCUGAGGUGAAAUUUGAACGUUCGGUUUUAAUAAAGGAAAAUUCCCGCUAUGCUUUGAGAUUUUGUUCUCAAGGUCAUCGAACAUGUUCAGGAGAUGGUGGUUUGCCUUCAGUAAGAGGUCCUUGUGGCACUACCUUCCAAUUUUAUGCCUGCGACUUGAGUUUUAAUGGCACCAAUGCCCAUCGUGGCCAGAUACCAUGUAUUCUCUACUACAGCACUCCCAUUAAAUCUGAGACAAAUGGCUGCAAUGGUGGAACAUUUGGCUCAAAUGGCAGCACUUCCAACGAUGUGUCUUUGUCCAAUGAGACCACCAUGAGGGACACAGCUUUACAAAUAGCUUCGGAUAUAACUAAGAAAUGUUCGGAACUUUUAGUUUUGGCUCGCAACACUUUGGCUGCCUCUUUAUCGCCAUCGGACAAUUCCUCAAAUCACUCGCAGACUAUAGACUCGGAGCAUAAUAUUACACCCAUUGAAGAGCAUAUGGAUAUUAACUGGGCCAACAAUUCAAGAACCUCACAUUUGCCCGCUGAAGCUGGAGGCUUGUCUGCAGCAAGGGAUUUAUCCAAAAGGCUGGAGUCCUUCUCAAAGGGCAUCAUUGAAACUUUGAAGUUUGAAAAGAGAUCUACCAAUCCAUUUGAAAUGGAAAUUGAAAUUGGAGCCACAGAGAUACAUCCCAAGGAUUUGAUGAUUGAGGAAAGUUCUUCCAUACAUGAUUUAAAUUUCCGCAAUGGCCAAAUUACAAAAUUCAAUGGCAAUGAACGCGUGGGAGCCGAGGCGGUGGAAAGCUUAAUGGGAGCUUCAUCACAAUUCCAUCCGGUGGCCAUGGCUCGCGCUGACUCUGAGGAUACUCCUGCCCAUAUGGCAGCCUCACAGAUAUUGGACGUUUUCAAUUAUGGUUCAUCGAAUUUGUUUCAUACUCUAUUGCCAUUGGUCUAUGCACAUAUUGCAAAUCUGGCAUGUAAUGAUGCCAAAAGUUCUGUUCAAAUACUGGGUCUGAUCAAAGAUAUUUUGCCCCAUAUUGCGGCUCUCAAUCAACUGAGCCUGAACAAGGAGACUGGUGUGCCAGGCAAUCUGCCCCGCUUAAGGCCUUCAUUCGAUUUAUUCCAUAAGAAAUUAGAUCUGGUCAAUGAAGCUUGCAGCAAUGCCUUGGUGGCAGCAGCAUCGUCUAAUCCACCCAAUGAUCAUUCGCCCACCAGCGAUAUACCAACCACCAGCAAUCACUACUGUAUCGUGGAAAGUGAGCAUCCUUAUAGAAAUGCUUCCAUAAAUUGUUAUCGUGUGGAAUUUCCUCCCUGUGUCCAAUGGCUGACCAUCGAAUUCGAUGCUCAGUGUGGCACAGCCCAAUUGGAGGACUAUCUGCUGGUAUCUGUGCCCAUGAGACCCUUGAUUUCGUCGGAAAUGUGUCAUGCCAAUGAGGACUACUAUGAUAUUUUGGAUAAUAAUGUGAAAAGUCAUCGUAGUGCUGAAGGGACUCAAUGCAAAAAUGCCUCAUUGCUGACAUCAUGCUAUAAGACAACGGCGCAAAAGGAGGCGGAACAUAAGAGCGAACCCGACUGGUUUGUGGUGAAAAAGUUUAACACAUCCUCAAACUGGCUACAGAAUGUUAUGAUAUUACCAGGAAAUUGUGUGGAGUUUUCUUUGGAAACUUCUUCUUUAUAUGCCCAAGAUCCGCGCGUCAACCGUUUUGGCUUCAAGUGCUUGGUUGUUGGUUAUGAUAAUCCUGUUUUGUUAAACAGCAAUAAUUCUUGCUUAGUUCGCAUAGAGCAAGAACUCUCGUAUUUGGGUGGCAUGUGCAGUGGCAAUCUGAUGAAGAAAAACCUAAGUCUUCCAGAUGACAAGGAUGUCGAAGACUUAUCAACCAUAAGUGAAACAAUAAGCACACACUUCACUUUGCUAUCCAAGGGAUUGGCAUUAGCCGAGCCUGACUUAACCAUACAUCAAGCAUUGGAAUCAUAUUUGCCAAUAGGUUCACAGUCAAAUGAAAGGCAAUUCCUAAAAGAUUUCAUUAGCGGUGCCCCCGGCUCGUCUGGAGCACGUUUGGCGGCUUGGCUGCAGCCGGAACCGCGUUUAGAUCCCAACAAAUGCGAGUUGAACACAAUCACUGAAGCAUUGCGUUAUGGUUGGCCAACACAAAUUACUGUGACCAUAAGAGAUCAGUAUGGGGAUGCAAUUGUGGUGCCCGAGUUGAAGGUUGAAAUCAAAGCCAUACCCACUGGCUCCGGAGGAAAUGGAAAUGUUAAGGUACGCCGUGCCUCACAGACUGAUACUUAUUUUGGAGGUGUAGCACCGCCUCCUCGGCAAAAUUAUGAACCCACAAUUAAGGAGAAAAUGUGCUUCAAAGCCAUAACAUUCAUGAAGCCAUACACCAACUACUCCUUUGAGGAGUUGCGCUACAAUAGUCCCAUCCAGACGCGAGUCACUGAGACUCUGUUUGCCCAAGAUAUGGAGGAUGGUACAUUCAGUGUCCAUUGGACACCCAAUGCGGUGGGCAGCUAUUGUCUGACAGUAACCAUAGAUGGCAUACUGCUGGAGGAGGUCUACCGUGUGGAGGUUAAGGAGGGCAGCAUACCACCUCCGGCCCACAAGAGAGUUAUGAAGAAUCAUCAUACACCCAACAAACUAAGAAAAUUUUACACUGAGAACACCGCCGGUCUACGCAUUCGAUCUCAUCCCACCCUGCAAUCCGAGCAAGUGGGUAUUAUUAAAUUGAAUGGAGUCAUUUCAUUCAUAGACGAAAUUGAGAAUGAUGAUGGUGUUUGGUUGCGACUAUCCACAGAAUCCAUAAGGCAGCACUGUGCCAUGGGUUGGUAUCCCACAGAGGCAUGGUGUUUGCAGUACAAUCAACAUUUGGCCAAGACUUUGUUACAUCCCGUGAUCGAAAAUACCCCAGGACCAAGAGAGACUACCACCACUGACAUGAACAUGGACAGCCAACCCAUGUCGCCAGUACCAGUGGCCUCGGCCAUGCCUGCUGAGGCUAGAAAUAGGCAGCGUGAUAUUUUGGAAAAUUUGGAACCUGUUAGUGCCAGCAUAGAAUCACCAUCAUCGACUACCAAGUCGGAGUCGCCCAAUAAAAAAAUGUUUGAUUUUCCCAAUAAUGCUUUGAAGCCGGUAGAAUUUCCGCAUGUUUCCACCAAUCCUUUCAUUUGUGCUGAUACCGAAUCUAAAAAUUCGCUUGGAGAACACCAAACUCAUCCCUUUGGAGGUGGCGCCAUUGAAGAUGAACCCAAGGAAGAUCCAUUUGGGGCAGGAAAUUCGGGUGGCAGCAAUGCCAUAGGUUCUGCUAUAGCCGGGGUGGUGGGAGGUGGAGCCAUAAAGUUGCAAGCUUUGCAAAAAUGGUUUAAGGGGGAUAACGAACCCCAUUCGGGAGCAAGAGACUACUCGUUUAAGCCCUCCGAUGUGGGCGAAAUAGCUUCUGUGUCUGUCAGAGAGCUAGUGCGGGUCAUGGGUGGACAAGAUACGAGGACGGUCAAUGGCAAUGGCUCGCAGCGCUCUUGUAGUCCCAUAAAAAUUCCCGCAGAUGACAAAGCUGGCGAUAGUCCAAAUAACAGUGGGCGUUCAGCAGAUACUUCGGCGGAAAAUUCCAUUUUGCAAGACUCCAGUAAUUCGGGAAGAAGUGCCAAAGAUGAGGCCACUCAAUUGGAUGUGGGAAACUUCGAUGUGGCCAAUAUGCGUAAGACGCACUUUACCCCAAGCCAAACAGCUGCCUUGCUGAGUACUCCCAAACAUUCACCACGCCGUGUUGGUGCUGCCGCUAAGUCGGUAGCUGGCGGUGGGGCAUCGUGUUUGGCAAAUGAGGCAGCUGCCCUAAAGGAGUCAGACAUCUCCAAUUUGGAGGAGGAGAUGAGUUUAAUGCAAAUCACCACCACCUCCACUGCUGUGGGAGGUGGUGGCUGCACAGUGCAGGAUCAGAUUUUGUUUGGAGAUGCCCGCAACACCAAUUCCACAGCGAGUACUGACAACUCCAGUCCACCCAUAUGGCCGGAACCGAUAGCUUCGGCGGGAAGCAAUGCCACACAGAAUGCUUUCUUCAAAUCCAUGCCAGCAGCCAAGAAAACCACCAUGGGUCCCAUAAAACGGGCCAUGCCUCCUUCAUUUGCCGAGAGCAUUCGGGCCGUGUUUGCAGCAUUCCUUUGGCAUGAGGGCAUAGUUCAUGAUGCCAUGGCCUGUGCGAGUUUUUUGAAAUUUCAUCCCAAUCUACCGAAGGAGGGCACCACGGUGGUCACUCGCAGAGAUCAUGGAGAGGGCCGGCAGCAACUGUCCAAAGAGCAGAAGGCCCAGCAGAGGCACUCCGUCGAGGUGGCCAAUGCUGGGAACUAUUUAAACAUUAGACCCUCGACCCUGGAGACUCUAACAAAGAGUGGCAAUUUUUCGGUAAACAACCGCAAAUAUCGCAAAGGUUUAUCCAAUGAUGGUGGCGAUGGCAAUGCAGCUGAUAUUGGAGAGAAGCAGAAGCUGCAUGCCCUGCCCGAAGUGGUAACUGUCCUGCCACCGGCUUUGCGCAGCCUAGUCUAUUUGUGGGAACACAUAUGCUCGAAUUGUGUUCACAUAGUGCAAUCGAACUCCCUGAACCAGGAGAAGUUCAAUUCGCGUGAGGCCAAUGGUGAUUCCAAAGAGAAGCCCACACCAAAAGAUAAGGAGAAUAAGAAGGCCAAGAAGAAGAAGGACGACGGUUCCUGGUGUGAGAUAUGCCAGGUGUUUCUGCCCAUACCGGUGACCUAUCACAUGCGCAUUGUCCAUCCCGGCUGUGGCAAAUCGGCCAAGGGCAAGGGUUACAACAGUGUGGGCAUCUUCUGUGAAGGUUGGGCCGGAAAUUGUGGCGAAGGGGGCAAGGGAGCUUCCAGUUGGUUUCUGAUGUGUGACACUUGCCGCGACAAGUACAUAUCAACCAAUAAGAACACCAACAAUCUGAACAACACCAAUGCGGCAGGUCCUUGCAAUGAACUGAAUUUGUUUGGCAUAAAAACGACCACCCUGAUAGCCAAUUCGGAUAUCUACAACACCAUGAGAGAGAAUGCCACCUUUUUGCUGGAGCUCUCUUCGAAUGUUUCGAAUUUGCCCACAGAUUCUGGCAAUGUCACGAGUGGUUUGGGCUCCAGCAAGAGAUCGCCCCAACAUAUGCCGGUAGUGGCAGAACAUCAGCACUUCAAUAUGAGCGAAAUGAACAAGCCGAGCACUAGUCGGGGAGAUGGAGCCCAGCAACGUCACAGCCGAGUUGGCCUGAGGAUCAAUGGAAAGUUGGGAGGAAAUGUUUUGCUGCGCAAAAGUUUUACCGCAGGUGCCUGCUCCCCCGAGCAACCUUGGCUGGCCCCUGAAACAUUUGCCUGCUUGGAAACUUUUGGCCCCGCCAAUAAAGACGAUUUGCCCUAUGAAAUUUUUGGCAUGGGACCCAAUGAAAGCGGUUUUGACAGGCCCCUUUCGGAGAUAUCCUAUGAAUCAGCAGAUCUGGCCAAUUUCGAUCAGCCAAACCCCCCAAGUUGUAUGACCUCCAGCACUGGCACUCUGUCCAAAUUUCAUCGCAGCUAUUCCAUGGGCCAGGGUUGGGGAGCUGUGCAGCAGCAAAGCAACACCAACUUCCGUGAGGAGCCCUACUAUCCCAAGGUGGUAUUUCGAAAGCGCAAUAACUCCACCACCGAUUCUGAUGGAUCCCUCUUGAUUUGUUAUCCUUCUGAGAAUCUGAGGCGCUUGGUACCCGAUCACAUGUUAAUAGCCACAUCGGUGGUCCAAAAAACCCAUCAUGGGCCAGAGGUGGGAGCAGACUCCAUAACCAGUGCAGAUGGUAAAGAUGCCAAGUUUGAGUUCGAAGGAAGCAAACAACAAAAUCAAAGAAACAAUUCCGAGGCCGAAUCGGCAAAUCAGGUCAAUGCCUUGCUGCAAAGGCCUUCCAUGGCGUUUAUGACCCAAAAGCAUGAUCUCAAGAAAUUGCGUAGUGCCAUGAAGAGAAGUUUGCGCAUUGCAACGUGUCGCAACUAUUCCUUGCAAGCUUUGAAUUGGCUUUUGCGCUCGGUCACGCAAAGUGUUUGUCUGCAUGAUCUUAUGUGGUGGUUUGUGUCCUCGCUAAGCAUCACCGGUCCAGCCAACAGUGAUCCCAUGGAUGGCAAAUUCGAUGAGCUAGAACCAGCCUUGGAGCAUCCAGUGUCCUAUACACAAAUCAGUGGCCGUCUCUCGCAUAUGAUUACCGAAAGUCUCCACACAUUUCUGCAAUCGGUGGCUGAUCUGACUUUGCAUUUGCCUUUGGGCUCCCCUCUGCAGCGCAUUGCCAUUCAAUGCUUUGGCAUACGCUUUCGUCAAACCGAUCAUCAAUUCUUGCAUAGUUCUCAUGUCUUUGGAAAUAUAUCGAAAAUCCUCUCCAAAUCUGACGAACAAAACGAAUCGCCCGGAGUCUUUGGCUUGCCCGAGGAUGCUGAGGCCAAAGAGCCCUCGACCAAGGAUCUGUAUGCAGUACCCGAUGCUGGUGGCAAAAUUAUCUACUACAGCGAUUUAAAUGGGCACUUUGAUGUCACAGUGUCAUCACGCCAAGCCAUGGCCGAGUCUUUGACUGACAACUCCACGGAGACGUUCUGGGAAAGUGAUGAAGAGGAUCGCAAUAAGAGUAAAAUUGUGGAAAUCUCCAUGAAUAAAUUGACCUAUUGUUGCAAAAUCCUACUCAUACACAUCGACAAUAGUCGUGACAUACAGAAUAAGGUCUCAACGGUGGCUUUCUACGGUGGCCAAUCUUUGGGCGAUACAAGUCUCAUAAAAUCCGUUGAAGUUGAUGCCAAGGCAUGCAUAUGGAUCUCGACAAAAAUUAACGAUGACAAUUUCACUCAUUUCCGUUUGGAGUUCACAGGGCCUGAGAAUACUUUGCGAGUGCGGCAAAUAAAAAUUUUGGGUCUACCAGCUGCCAUGUGUGGUUCAGGCGAUCAGCUGACCAAUCCUUAUGACUUGGCUGGGACUAGUUCAUCACAGGGUCAUGCCUUCAAAUACAACAUGAAGUUGACCAAUGCAGUGCGUAUACAGCAGCAGAUAUGUGAAGCGGAGACAUUGAGGGUGUUCCGAUUGAUAACAGGUCAAGUAUUUGGAAAACUUAUUAGUUUGGAGCCCGCAAAUGACGAGAGUGCUGGUGUUAUUGGCAAAAGUCUAUCGCAAAAUGCCUUGGGCAUGGAUACCAGUGCCAACUCAAUACUGGCAGACUCUCUCGACCUACGCGAGCACAUGGUGGGAAUUCUAUUCUCGCGCAGUAAGCUGUCUCAUUUGCAAAAGCAGGUCAUAGUUCAUAUUGUACAUGCCAUAAAAAAGGAGGCUCGAAGGGCCAGAGAAGACUGGGACGCUGUCAAUUUAGCCAAUUCUUUGCGGGAUCCUAAUGGUACUGGUUCAAAUGGCCAAGAAUCCAAAACGGAUGCCACUUCUGAAAGGGGACGCACGGCGGACACCUAUUGCUUUGAGAUGUUGAGCAUGGUUUUGGCCUUGUCGGGCAGUGUUGUGGGCCGCUCUUAUCUCUCCCAUCAACAUGGCUUGAUUAAAGAUUUGUUGAGUCUCUUGCAUACUGGCAGUGAUCGUGUGCAGCGCCAGGUCACCUCCUUGUUAAGGCGUAUCUUGCCAGAAAUCUCUCCGGCAACUUUUGCAGAUAUUUUGGGAGUACAUCGUUUGCCACCUUCGGAUUAUAAUAUAGCCCAUCAGAUAGCCAUAGAUUUCGAUAUGGAUAGCUUGGGUCUCUUGGACAUAUUCCUGGCGGUCAUAGCUAAAUCUUUGCAGUUACAGGUAAAGGUUAAAAGUGCUGGGGGCAAAUCAAAUAUGGAAAAGACUCCUUCUUUCAUACGCCUCUACAAUUCUUUGGACUUGUCGGUGCAUUUGCUAAAGACGAUAAAAAUGCAUAUGAGUGCGGAACAUGUGACUGCUGAAGCGGAAGAUUCAUUCUCUCGCACGGAAUACGGUUUUGAAUAUGAGCGGGCUAUGGAAAUGAAAACUUCACGCUCCAUCCAUAGGGAGGUGAAGAAGGAGACCACCAAAAAUCUCAAUCAAAGAUGGUUCUUAAAUGGAGUUAUACCAACCAAGCAGGCGGAGAGCAUAAUUUCGCUUAUCAGAGAUUUGGCAACGGGCAAGCUAGGUGAGAAAUGGUCUCAAAUGACCAAAGCUGCCAUAGCUGAGGCGGUUUUGAAUUUAACCCGUUUGGAUGAGAUAUUCCGUUGCCCGGAGAAUUGUGUAAAAACGGCCACCUUAUGGUUGGCUUUGGCCAGUCUCUGUGUGCUGGACAAUGAUCAUGUGGAGAAGUUAUCCUCUGGCCAGUGGACCAUAUCAGAUACCCGUCCCAUGUGCAGCAAUCACGAUGAUGGUGAAACUUCGGCCAUUAUACAGUGUGAAAGUUGUGGUUCCCUGUGUGGAGACUGCGAUCGUUUUCUGCAUUUGAAUCGCAAGACCAGAACUCACAAAAGAACGGUUUGCAAAGAAGAAGAGGAAGCCAUACGUGUCGAACUUCAUGAGUCUUGUGGUCGCACUAAACUUUUCUGGCUUUUGGCCUUGGCUGAUUCCAAAACCCUCAAGGGCAUGGUGGAGUUUCGUGAUGGCAGCCAUACUAUUAUUUCAGGAGCCCAGGACUCUGUGGGUCGCUGUCGCUUCUGUGGCAUUACAGGAAAUUCUGGUCUCUUGGAAAUUGGCAAUGUCUGUGCGGAUGCCCAAUGCCAGGAAUAUGCUGCCAACUCCUGCUUGAAAACCAAAUCGUGUGGUCAUGUUUGUGGUGGUGUGGUCAAUGAGAAGAAAUGUUUGCCCUGUCUGCAACAUGUGUGUCACGCUCGCGAGAAUAAUGUGGCCGAUGGCUUGAAUGAUCCCAAACUGACACAGGAUGCUGAUGAUAUGUGCAUGAUAUGCUUUGUUGAGGCUUUGGCCUGUGCUCCUUCGAUACAGUUGGAAUGCGGCCAUGUUUUCCAUUUCCAUUGUUGCAAAGCUGUUUUGGAGAAACGCUGGAGUGGUCCCCGCAUUACUUUUGGAUUUUCUUUGUGUCCCAUAUGCAAGGCUGAUAUAAAGCAUCCCAUGUUGGCGGAAAUCUUGGAGCCCAUUAAUGCUCUGAAGCAAGAUGUCAAACGAAAAGCUCAAAUGCGCAUUAAAUACGAGGGCAUUGUCAAGGACACCGAAAGUCGAGACUUAACAAAUUUAGCCAUGGAUCGUUAUGCCUACUAUGUUUGCUUUAAAUGCCAAAAGGCCUAUUAUGGUGGUGAGGCUCGCUGUGAUGUAGAAAUUGGAGAGAAAUUCAAUCCCGAAGAAUUGGUUUGUGGCGGUUGUUCCGAUGUGGCUCGUGCCCAAAUGUGUCCCAAACAUGGUACUGAUUUUCUAGAAUAUAAAUGCCGCUACUGCUGUUCGGUGGCCGUAUUCUUUUGCUUUGGCACCACUCACUUUUGCGAUACGUGUCACGAUGAUUUUCAGCGUCUAACAAAUAUACCGAAAAAUAAAUUACCCCAAUGUCCAGCUGGGCCCAAGGCCAAACAGCUGAUGGGCGAAGAAUGUCCCCUUCAUGUAAUACAUCCACCCACUGGUGAGGAAUUUGCCUUAGGGUGUGGUGUCUGCCGUAAUGCCCAGACAUUUUAGCAUCACAUUGAUCUCUUUAUGGAUGUGCGACGUGGCAGUGGUGAUUGUGGAGGUGGCGGUGUGCCUGGUGGCGGCAUCAUUGUUGGUGGUGGUGGCGAUCAAGAUUUCAUUGAAGUGCAAUUGGAAGAAUUGGAUAAUCGUCAUUGUCUGCAUUUGGAGGAAGCCAGCGAUGAUGAUGAUUAUGACUAGUCAUUAAUGAUAAUUAAAAAAAUUAUUUAUUUUUGAAAACAAAGGCCAUUCAUUAAUUGAUUACAAAACGAUAUGCAAUAUUUAUACUAUAUAGAAACUCAUGAUACUCACAUUAGUACUGCUGCAGGCAUAUGUACACAUUAGCAUGCAUGCUACAUACAAACAUAUUUCUCUAAGAAUAUGUUUUGUUUUAUAUUCAAUUUUAAAUGCAAAUUUUAUUCACAAUAUUUAAAAAAUAAUAACGUAUUAUAAUAAAAAAAAAAUAAACGUAUUAGCAAAACUGAUCAUUGAUCAACGUA